GGUCCGAGCUCCCUCGCUGGCAAGUGGGCUGGACCCGGAUGGGGAGACCCGGGAGCCGUCCGGCCCCGCGGAUCGCCCUUUAUUGCUCACUUUAGAGGACGGAGGUGCCCAGUCCUAUGAAGCACACCACUCCUGUCGCUGGCAGGGUCUGGGAGUCAGGGUCCCUGGGUUCUACCCCUCACUCGCACGGACGUUGCGUGACCUAGGCACCCUUUUUUUACCUGGGCCUCAGUUUCCCCAUCCAUAAAAUAGGGGAGGGCUGGAUCUGCCAAGCGCUAGUAUUCCAGAACUUACAGAACUUACGUGGGGUGCGGAAGAGGGGGAGAAGGGGACCUACACGUGACCUCCCCUCGCGGGGCCCCGCCUAUCCCUGGUCCAGGGGAUGGAAGCGCCCAGCGAGGACGGGCGGGGGUGGGCGGAUCCUAAGAAACCCGACCCGGCCGCCCUUGGCAGCGGCUAAGGCUGAGCGCAGCUCGGCGGCCGGCUAGCCCUGGCGUCGGCACCAGAGGAGGAUGGGGACCGCAAACUGGGCUUCGCAGGGGGCCACCGUGGAGGCGAGCGCCGUGCAGAGACUCGGCGUGUGACUCAGAGCGCAUCUGGGAGGAUGGACGAGGGGACGGGAGGCAGCUAACGGAGCUUCCUCUCUGCUCCCGGUCUGCGGAGGCGCACGUCGCGGGUCCCGAGCGGGCCCCGUCGACAGCAGCGGCAGCGCUGAGCUAGUCUCGGGCCAUGAGGAGCGCUCGGACCGCCCAGCCCGGGGCUGUCGUCGGGUCUGGCCGCGCCCUGCCGCGCUGAGGGCGUGAGGCCGAGAGGGGCGCGGGAGGCCGCGCUGCGCCGGAGCGCACCGCCAUGGCGAGGGAGGAGUGCAAGGCGCUGCUGGACGCGCUCAACAAGGCGACAGCUUGCUACCACCACCUGGUGCUGACCGUCGGCAGCUCGGCGGAUUCGCAGAACCUGCGGGAGGAGCUGCAGGAGACGCGCCAGAAGGCGCAGGAGCUGGCAGUGACCACCCGCGCCCGGCUGACGGCCGCGCUGCGCGACCGGGGCUUGGACGCCGAGGAGCGCGCCGAGUUCGAGCGCCUCUGGGUGGCCUUCUCCGGCUGCCUGGACCUGCUGGAAGCCGACAUGCGGCGUGCGCUGGCGCUGGGCACCGCGUUCACGCUGCACGCGCCGCGGCGGCCGCUCGUGCACACGGGGGUGACCGGUGGUGCGGAGAGCAUAGCUGCGCGCGCCCUGAGCGUCCGCAGGCUGCGGCACGAGGCGGAGCGAGACUUCGACGUGAACGACCUGCACGAGCUGGAGCGGGAGAUCCUUCAGGUGGGCGAGAUGAUCCACGACAUGGAGAUGAAGGUCAACGUGCCCCGCUGGACAGUGCAGGCCCGGCUGGCAGCGGGCGCCGAGCUUCUAUCCAGCGCCGGCGUCUCUUCGGCGGGCGGCGUGUCCAUAGAAGAGCGCACGAGGCCCUGCGACCUGAGCAAGGCUCUGGCCGCCACCGUCUUCAGCGCCGUGCUGCUGGUGGCUGUGGCACUAGCCGUGUGCGUGGUGAAGCUGAGCUGACCCGACACCCGACGCCUCCCCGCCGCCACAGCGUCCUCCCCAGGGGUAGCCCUCCGGGAAAGACGGCAACCCGGAUGGAAAUGGGAUCUGGCAUGUUUAAGGGAAGCGGUUCUAAAACCCUGUGUAUGUACGUCUCCACGCGUAUUUCAAGCACACAUCUCCUUGGGCAGAACAUGGUUUCCUCUUGCUGGCCAGGGAAGUGUUAAUUUUGUGCGGGCCGCCGGCGUAUUGCCACUAAUAUAUGCAGGAGCUUUAUCCCCUAUUAAUAGAAAACCGGCCACAGUGACCCCAGAUUCCUCCGAGUUAAUGCGUUACCGCAUGUGCUGCUG
Ceratotherium simum simum (southern white rhinoceros) is the source of this 1886-nucleotide messenger RNA. RefSeq names its product regulator of G protein signaling 9 binding protein (gene RGS9BP). The record is from RefSeq and is a predicted model, not a curated record. Lineage: Eukaryota; Metazoa; Chordata; Mammalia; Perissodactyla; Rhinocerotidae.